AUGAAUUCUGGUAUCCCCUCUCGUCAAUUGACAAACACAUCCCAAGGCAGCCCCACAAGUUCAAGUAACCGCCCUCUGAAUCCUUCUGAAGUCAAUCUUGACAACCAAUUCUCGAUUUCCACUCAUGCUUAUACUGACACCCCCGGAAGUGAACCCCAGAUGAAGAACAAGUUUAUUCAUGAAUACUUUGGAAACGAUACUGACUACAUGAAUGACUUGGACGACGAAGAUGGCCAAAUGCCUGUGCAACGAAUAGGGUCUGACUUUAGAAAACGACGAAACUGGUCUGAACGCAUUGUUGGUGAUGUUGCAGGACUGCUACACAUCUUGUCGCCGGUGGGGAAAAUACUCUAUUGUUCAGAAUCCUGGAUAGACUUGACCGGCCACUACCCACAUGAGCUGGUUGGGCGGCCACUGACCGAUUUUAUGCAUAUCGACGAUCUGGACGUAUUCAUCAGAGAUUUCAAUUUAGCAUUCCAUCGGCGCAUACAAGUUAAAACGCACUUCCGGCUUAGGAAAAAGGAUGAUACAUACAUCUUACUAGAGUCUAUUGGACAGCUAAAGUAUCUAUCGCCAGAUAAUUCUUCACAAUCAUUUUUUGCAGCCGCACAUCCCUACUCCACCAAGAGCAAUGUCCUGGUCGAUUCGUUCUUGGAACUCAAGAUGGAAAACGAUUGGCUGAGGCAAAGGCUAAGAGAAAUGUCUAUAUAUGAGAAUAAGCCUCCACCUCCACCUCCUCCACCGCCUCCUCAUACUCUAUCCAUGCCCCGGAUUAUGGCCCCUCAGCCGCCGACCUUUGAUCCCUCGGUGGCUAACUCUAUGCCCUCCUACAUGCUGCAAGAAGUACCCGAGAAUAUAACAGAUGAUGCGAUAUUCCAAGAGCCACGGCCAUCCAGUCCAUCCAAACGCACAAGCGAUCCCGAUGAAUUAUCCAAAGUACCCAUAGAAAUCUCCGAUGAAGGACCCAUGGAGUUCCGCAGCCCACCACCUGAACGCAAAGAGAAAUGGAAACGACGCAAAAAGCAAAGAAAUGAAGACGAUUAUGUGUGUACCGAUUGUGGUACAACAGCAUCACCUGAAUGGCGUAAGGGUCCUCAAGGAUCAAAGACACUAUGCAACGCCUGUGGACUUCGAUGGGCCAAAAAGAACAAGAAACAUUUGAAAAUGGACUGAUAUUUUGUGAGAUCCUAGUGAUCCCAAUUCUCUCUUUCUCGGUCUACACACACACAUACACACAUACACACAUACACACAUACACAUACGCACACAAUAUCAAUAACUCCUCGCUGUAUAAUGAUCAUGACCCGAGGUUAAAAAUGUCAUUUAUGUCUCUAUUCUUCUUUUUUUAUAUAUAUUUUUUUUUCUAAAUUACUCAAUGCUUGUCUUUGCCUCACUAUUAUUUUUAUUAUUUUUAUUACUAUUGCCGCCAUUACCACUGUUCUUAUUACUAUUAUUACUAAUAUUACUACCACUACUGCUGUUAUUGUUAUUGUUAUUGUUAUUGUUACUGUUACUGUUACUGUUAUUAUUUGACUUUCAUUUUUUUUCUUAUGUUAAAAAAAAUAGCUUAUAUGUCAAUGUCCGAUUUGAAUGAUGUUGUACCACCCUUUAUAUAAAUAUUUACACUCUUAAUAAUAAUCACUAUUGUUUCUCUCAAAAUAUAUAUUUAAAUAUUUAAAUAUCU
Phycomyces blakesleeanus NRRL 1555(-) is the source of this 1684-nucleotide messenger RNA. It is a transcript of the gene WctD, whose product is annotated as GATA-type zinc finger transcription factor. Lineage: Eukaryota; Fungi; Mucoromycota; Mucoromycetes; Mucorales; Phycomycetaceae. The record is from RefSeq and is a predicted model, not a curated record. Gene Ontology annotation, molecular function: zinc ion binding; protein binding; sequence-specific DNA binding. The coding region runs from base 1 to 1173 and encodes 390 amino acids. The transcript is spliced from 3 exons. Gene Ontology annotation, biological process: regulation of DNA-templated transcription.